CUUUCUACUUCAGAAACAAGUAAUGUGCAGUAAAGAACGAAAAUUACUUGAAAACCCUCACCUUACAUUGUGACAAAUCAAGUUCUUACAAGUAUCCUGAACAAUCCUGAACGAAGCAACACUCAACAAAGUCUACUACAGCAUUGCGACAGCCCGGGUCAAACGUUCUUAAAGGCACUCCAGGUGAACGAAGCACCAGGAAUGUUUCUUCAGGCAUGGGAGCCACGUCUCUGGUCUCUCCCUGGUGGCCUGGUGCACCUGACUGCUAAACAAAAGGCCAUGCCUCGGCCAUUGCAGUGUCAUUGUGGUUAACCACACCGCCCAUUCUUUAAUUCCAUCUCUUAUACGGUGAUGUCUUUCUUGUUUACUUCUAUGACAGGCACCCAAGUCGUCAGUAGCAACAUGAACCAUGCGAUGAUGCCGCCAAGUGGCAAACAGUCGUGCCACCAUGACCUGCCUCAGUUUCUUUGGGGAAGCUGGUGUGGCAUGUAAAAUAUCUGCAAGCAGGUAGUUAGGGACAAAGCAGCAGAUAGACUAUGCUAUUAGCAUUUAAACAGAACGCACAGUUUGAGUUAAUCUAAUGCAGUGCCGGCGAGAUAGAAACUUCUAUAAUUUGCGACCGGCUCAUGAGAACAAGUAACCAGUAAACGGAGUUUUAAUUAUUCGAGAAAAGGUAAACAGAGUUUUUUUUUUUGGCUCACAGUUGCAGUAUGAAAAAAAAACCCCCAGCAACCUGUGGAUCUCGUACAAUAUUCAUGGAACCAGCAGGUGUCAAAGGCCUGCAGAAAAAAAAUCAGAUAAUUCAUUGCAACAAUAAGCUACAGUCAAUAGAAGUCAAAGCAUUUCGAUCUAUUUUCCACCGCUCUCCCUUGAAAUGGAUCUAUAGAAGAGCUUGAAGUCAGGAACCCAACAACAAAAGAAUUUGUUGAAGAAGAUGAAAACUUCUAUGCAUAGUAAAUUAUUCGAGAGUUCAAGCACACACCACAGUAAUUCUUUGGGAUUCCCAGCCCACAGUUCAGAGAUAAACCACAAAACUGACCAUGGGGUGGGGUUAAUUUCGAGCCCAUGGUUCAGUAAACCACACCAAGGAAGCAUCAAACAUGUCACCCUAGCUAGUUUCAGGGCCGGGAAACAAAGGUUGAUUUUGUCAACUGGGAUAACGGACAAAGAUGUCAGCCACUAAGACCACAUCAACACAUUGUAAUAAGCUACGGAAUACAGCAUCAUGCCCUCAAUGCCUCUUAGAAAACUCAGCCAGCCUCUAACGCACUAGGAAGAUUUGGACAUCAGAGACAAGGGGAACAUGACAAGGCCCCCACUAAACCCAACAUCUCAACAUCACGCCUCCCCUUAUAUUCAGACACCAGAUCCUCCCCCAAAGUUCAGACCAAAGUUCAGAACACCUGCGAAAGCGCAUUGCCCCUUGAUCUCUUCUUCCCAAUGGAACUCCAGUUCCAGCAGCCACAAAGCCAUCCCCAGCAGCAAUGCAGCUACCAGCUGCCAGUCAGGAAGGAGACCAAGUCCAGCCCCAAAGUAAGAAGCAAAUGUGGCGGCGGUGGCGGCAAGUUCGUGGGCGUCAGGCAGAGGCCCUCGGGGAGGUGGGUGGCCGAGAUCAAGGAUACCACCCAGAAGAUACGGAUGUGGCUCGGCACAUUCGAGACCGCCGAGGAAGCGGCGCAGGCCUACGACGAGGCAGCCUGCCUCCUUAGGGGCGCGAACACGCGCACCAACUUCGCCACCGGUGCGCAUGCCUCGUCGCCGUCCUCGCCGCUCGCGGCGAGGAUCCGCGGCAUCCUCAACCACAAGAAGCUGAAGAAGAACGCAGCCCCGCCUACCGUCAAUUUCUUCCCCGCAGUGUACCAUCGUGCUGGCGCCAUCGGCACAGCCGUCGCAACUAGCAGCACUAGCACCAGCACCAUCACCACAACCACCAGCAGCAGCAGUCCUAGCUCCAGCAUCAACUUCUCCAUGAGCAGCAAUGGCGUUCGCACUCCCAUCCUCCCUGCUCAGAGCAUAGCUGAGGAAGUCUGCAGGCCAUACUUGAUCAGUGGAAGCGAAGAGCUCCAGCAGCUGGCCUCACAGCAGUACGAACAAUGUUGGGCACUCAACACCAGCCUGCCAUCUACAGAUGGAUGCGCCAUGGCUAACAACAAUGCUUGCUCGGCGGUCGCAGAUGCAGAGCUCGGCAAGAUCAAGCUGGAGAAGGAGUUGUUUGACACGGACAGAGUCCCAAAUGGCGGAAUGGACAGAGUUCAGGACAAGGAGUUGUUUGACACGGGAAAUGAUCCAUCAGACUCCUUAUGGGAUCUGCCACCUAUUUGCCCUCUGUCUUGCAGGUCUUUGAUGUAUUAGACUAGAAAAAGAUUUUGCAGCUUCGUAUCUCAGUGUCCCAACCUUUUGGGUCUGUUUUCUGCUCCUAGGAGCCAAUUCCGUACCAAAAAAAAAGAGUGUAUGAGGAAUGAUGGCCAGCAAGCAGAGUAAUGGGACGAUAUAUUUUUCAUCUAGAUGAAUGGAUUUUACAGAACUUCUCUUGGGUUUUUUCCUUUUCCUUUUCUUCAGGAAACAGACUUAGAUUCUUUUGAGUUACCUCCAGAGAGUUUUAUCAUUCCUAUGUACAACAAUAAUGUAAAUUUUUGUGGUGGAUUUUUAAAGAAAUUAGGUAUGCGAUAUUUUCAUGGUACAUCUGUAGACUUAAAGUAGCUUUUUUUACAGAAUACUGGUUCUGAGGGGAACAAUUAUGAUUUUAUAGGCAAAAUCUAUAUUAAAUGAUAUUUGCAAGUAUUUGUCAACCAACCAAAUGAAGGUUCCUUGGAUGGUAAGUUUAGUGGAAAUACUUAUGAAAAUACUGAUUUUAUGUUAGGAAAAAGCCCAUUUUACUACCCUCAUCAAUCACUUUAUCCACUUAAGCCCCCGAGUAAAAUUUAGGCUCAGUUUACUCCCACGAACUAUUUUAAUAGGUCCAAUCUACCUCCUAAUGAGAUUUCUUUUUUUUGUUUCUCCUUGUACAAGAUGAAUUUUAAGUUCAAAUUUUGUGGGUGGAUAGAGGACAUGAUUCCAUAUGUUGCAAAACUAUAUUAAGAAUUUUUCAUAGUUAUUUUCAUAGGUUAGAAAGAUUUAAUACGAAAUUGAUCUUGGAUAUACAUUUCUACAUGAAAA
Panicum virgatum (switchgrass) is the source of this 3156-nucleotide messenger RNA. RefSeq names its product ethylene-responsive transcription factor ERN1-like. Gene Ontology annotation, biological process: regulation of DNA-templated transcription. The transcript has a single exon. The coding region runs from base 1441 to 2352 and encodes 303 amino acids. NCBI's taxonomy places the organism in Eukaryota, Viridiplantae, Streptophyta, Magnoliopsida, Poales, Poaceae. The record is from RefSeq and is a predicted model, not a curated record. Gene Ontology annotation, molecular function: DNA binding; DNA-binding transcription factor activity.